Molecule: messenger RNA, 4238 nt
Organism: Macrobrachium nipponense
Lineage: Eukaryota; Metazoa; Arthropoda; Malacostraca; Decapoda; Palaemonidae
Gene: cdi
Product: dual specificity testis-specific protein kinase 2-like
Exons: 10
Coding region: 798-3275 (825 amino acids)
Biological process (GO): actin cytoskeleton organization; protein phosphorylation
Cellular component (GO): nucleus; cytoplasm
Molecular function (GO): protein serine/threonine kinase activity; ATP binding
Source: RefSeq, a predicted model, not a curated record
GUCCCCCGACCAUUCGCGGCGGCCGAUUCCGCUCAGCUCAGCAGCAGCAGCUGCUCCAGUUAGUGAUAAACAAACAUGGCCGAGAGUCGGACGUGUGUCGGGUAGCGCUCGCGGCAACCGUUAAUAAUAACCCGUGAAACUGUGGCAGCUAAAAACGAGUCUCCGCUCCCUCUCUCUCUCUCCGUGAACCAGUUGACGGUGACGUGAUUCCGAAAGAAAGUGUUUAUGGAUGCCAGUCCAGUGGUGUGACACAUCAGAACUUGCGAGUGAAUAAUAGUUUGGAUGAUGCUUUUAACUUUUAAAAAAUGUCUUUACCAAUAUUAGUGGUUUUGGUUCAAUUUCGGUAAACUUUACCCUGACACUUUUCUGGAUAUCAGACCUAUUAACCUUGAAGAUAUAUGUGCACAUUUUCUUGGGAAAUGCGUUGCCCUACAUCGUUUGGUAAGCCUACAGUUUUGCCGGGUUAUACCUCACUGGCCUCAAGUGUCCUACGUAUCUACAGCAGGUAGUCCACCAGAACGAGAAAGUUAACCAUUUAAGUGGAUUGUUGUGAGGUUAACAUAAUAAAAAUAUAAGUUAUUUUCUUGUCCAUUUGGCGUUUACAUCCCUUUUAUUGAAAAGAAAAAUAGAUUGCGAGUAGAUAAAAGAACGCAUAGGCCAUGAGCACUACUUCCCUUCCACCACCCUGGCUGUCUUCGAGAACUGAGAGGCUUUGAGGACGAGGAGAGGAAGGCCUUCUUUUCCCAUGUUACCCCUAGGCCACCAUGAGCCUAGGCCUACUUUACCAGACUUAAAGCAUGAGAAAGGGCAGUCCAGGCAGGGGUCCGGCCAGACCCGUGUCGUGGUGUAUAGGUGUGAGUAAUGGAAUCUUCGGCGGUCCUCCGCCUUCUUCCGUGGGGCGGCGCGACCCCCCUCCUCAUCAUCAGAGGACGGCGACUCACGAUGGGGCGCCCCCGAGGACGUCCGAGACCGGAGGUCCUGGGGUCUUGGCCCACAGGGGCCUGGCCAGGUCGACAUCCUACCAAGCUUUACACUCCGCCCUGGCCAGGCUCUACCGGAUCGACGAUUUUACUAUGGAAAGAAUAGGCGCAGGCUUCUUCUCCGAAGUUUUUAAGGUUCGCCAUCGAGUGACAGGCGACGUUAUGGUGCUCAAGAUGAACAAACUGAUCAGCAACCGUCACAACAUGUUACGGGAGGUGGAGCUCAUGAAUCGAUUGCGUCAUCCCAAUAUUCUCAGCUACUAUGGUGUGUGUGUCAAUGAAGGCCAGGUUCAUGCAUUAACAGAGUACAUAAACGGUGGUUCAUUAGAUUCUUUGAUUGGCAACCACGCAGUCCCCUUGCCAUGGUCAACACGAGUUUCUCUUGGACUGGAUGUAGCCCGUGGUAUGGCCUACCUCCACUCUCAGGGUGUCUUUCAUCGAGAUCUCACAUCAAAGAAUGUUCUAAUCAAACACACACUGGAGGGGGGCGAAUACAAAUUGGUAGCUGUUAUAGCUGAUUUUGGUCUUGCGGCUCCAAUUCCCCAUGAAAAAUGUAUGCGAUUGCGUCAAGUAGGUUCACCUUACUGGAUGGCCCCGGAAGUAAUUAGGGGUGACUGGUAUGACCAUCGCGUUGAUGUAUUUAGUUUCGGAAUAAUUGUGUGUGAAAUGAUUGCCAGGUGUGAUGCUGACCCCGAUAUUCUGCCAAGAACACACAACUUUGGAGUGCAUUAUCAUGACUUCUAUCAGAUGUGCCAACAAGACUGCCCAGCUGCAUUUCUUCAGAUGGCUUUCCAAUGCUGCCAGAUUGACCCAGCGACCCGUCCUACAUUUGAAGAAUUGACAGUGAAGCUGGAGACCCUGUUAAAUCAACUAACUCUUCCUCCAGCAAGACAUGCACCAAGGAAGGUCAAAGUGUGUCAUCGCCGGUCCCAGUCAGAUGACACAUUUUUGGUAUUACGGAACCAGUUGUUAGAAACGGGCUGUGUUCCUGGUAUCCCAGGUGGUGGACAUGCAGUUGCUACAAUUGCAGGUUCCACAGCUGUCACCCCACAAGAAAUUGUAGAGAAAAUGAGUGCAGCUGAUCCUUACUUCCAGCCAUCAACUGGUACAGUUAAUCCAUUUGCACAGUUGAAAUUACCAGCGCGGUCGCAAUUAGCCCUGCAAGAGGGUGGCCGCUACUGCCAUUCCCUACCUGAUUCUCCUACUAGUCUUAUGGCACAUUCAGUUAGGGAACACUCAGCCAGUCUUGGGAGCAGCAAACACCUCCACACUUCAGAUUCUUGUUUAUGUCCUCAUGCUACACCUCAUACUCAUUGCCAGUGCCACCAAGAACAACAAUUCUCAUCACAAGUGAGCAAUAAUAGAAAACAGUGCCUCUGUGUUCAGAGUGGUAAGGUGUCAAAGGUUUGUGAGAAAGAUGAAAGCUAUUGUAAAUGUAGAGUCAUGUGUGUAGCAGUAGGCUCUUCUCUUUGGCAUCAUGAGAUGUGUCGGACAUCUGGUAAUAUUGAUGAAGAUGGACACUCGAGCAGCAGCCCACGUUCAGAUUUGGGAAGUGGUGGCGAUGCAGGAAGUACAUGUACAGUAUUACAAAAUAAUCACUUGAGCAAUCCAGUACGUCGUCGGGGAUCGGGGGAAAGUGGAUUCUUUAGUGUUGGGGACGUAGAACGUGUGGGGACACCUGAAUUAUGCCUCUCUUACUCAGAACUAAGUACUGCUUCACUCAUAUCUACAGAAGAUGAAGAAGUGAAUCAUCACUGUGUAGUACAGCGAUCCUCAUCUGUUGUCACAGAUAGCUCAGAAGAUUUAUCUAGUCUCGGUUGCUGCCAUGACCCGCAGCACUCUUGCGACCUCUCUUCCUUGUGUGAGAGUGAGGAUGUGGUGCCUGUUAGUCGUUUGUCUGAUCAUGAAGUGGACACUGAUAUUCGUCAGAUUGUGGAAUUCUUUGAGAGAAAUAAUGGAUCUAGCUCAAGAUCAGAUGGACCGCGACGCAUGUCGUCCCGUGUAAGGCGUCCAGGUUGCCUUGUGCCACUUUUAACCCACAAGUUUAGUGCUCUUCAUAGUGGCCACCGCUUAAUUAGUGUCACAAACAGUCCUUGUCCUGUGCAUCACACCACCAGCACUGCUGUUGCUGGUACUAAGUCAUGUAGCACCAAAGAAUGUGCAGCCUCAAAGUCUUGCCGUCAAACUUGUCCUCGCAUUGAGCGGCGAGACACUUUUCGGGUUAAAGACAGACCAAAGGUUUACAUAACAGAAGGCACCGUCCGUGCAAAGCGCGAUAUUUUUGAAGCUAAAUGAAGUGAAAUUUAUUUUGUUUAUGUAUCAAGAAUUUAAUGUAAAAUGUUAUUUUCUUCUUCCUAGUCACAAGAUGAAGUGUUUUGUGAUAUGAACUAACAUUUUUAUUUCUUGUCUUAGAUGAUAUGUCAAAUAAAAAGAAACGUAAUUUUUGGUCAUCUUUCUGCCUCAUACUCAAUAUGCCUGUUCUUUUUAUAGGUAACCACCCUCCCUGGUAAAACUUUGGAAAUUUUCAUGAAAAGGGCUUGAUAAUAUCUAGGUUGGCUUAAUAAAUAUUUCAUAGGUUAUUUUGCCAUCAUCAUCCAGACUAAGAAAUUUUCAUACCAAAUGAUAUUCUCUUUCAUAGAAGCCUGAAAUUUCUGUAUGCAGAAAAUCAGUUUGCUGUCAUUUGUAUUCUUAGCCAUAUGCAGAUUUUGCCUUGACAUUGGCAAGUUGGCUACAAGCCCUUUUAUGACAAUAAACCAAUGAGAUACCACAAAGGGUUACCACUUUCAUAAACAUUUUCUUCCCAAAAAAUAAAAAAAAAUAGUAUAAUCUGUAAAGUGACUCCAAUAUGUGAGUACUAAUACUGUGAUAAAGUUAAGCUGUUAGUUAAAAUGUCUGUAGUGCUGUACUAUGUUUUAAUAGCAUACUGUAAAGGGGAAAAAUAUGUUUUAACACUUAAUUAGUCCUUUUGUAAGUGUUUCUGGACUUGAACCAUGUUCCUGUGAUUCAGUGCUGGUGAUUAGAUAUACCAGUUCUUUAUAGUUCCAAGUGUAAACCUUUGCACUGUGCCAUUCCACAGUGGUUCAGUUCAAGUUUUCUUAGUGUAUCAUAAGGAAGGGAGCCUUGGUAUUUUAUCCAUCAGAGUUAUGGGGAUUUUAGAAUAAUUUGUACAACUGUAUGUAAAAAUGGUUGUUAAUCAAAUAUGAAUAGUUACCCGUGUAUUGUGAAUAUUGUGUUAUGUAUUAUCAGUCACCACCUUAA